AAUGUGCCGUUGGAAUCGUCCCGCCAACCACUGAGGGCAAAAGUGGCUUGGGGGUGGGGGCGGUGGUGGUGGGGAAGGGUGGAAACUGACGUCUGAAAGUUUUGGGAAUUAAAUAUUCCCAUAAACCUCCUCGGAUGCACAGUCUGUGGGGACAAAGGCUGGAACUCCGAGGGAUCGUAUCUUCAACCAGUGAGACCAAGAUAAAGUCUUUUUAAAGUUAAGAAGCGAGGACGACAUUGGGAAAUGUACCGUUGCUGAGAUUCCUGGAAGUUGAGUGUAUAUGCUAACGAUCACAACAGUUAGAAGCAAGUUCCGAAAAAUAAGUCAACCAAUACACAGCUCCGAGGAAGUAAACCAUAUCUUAAACACCAUGAAUGAAACCAUUGUGAUACCAGCUGUGUGCCAUUUUACGAGGCUGAGCCAAAACAGUUCUAAUAGCAAACAUGCUUCUCCUUGGUUCUCAACUGCAUUUGCAGCUGUUGGACUUAUGUCAAACCUGAUCGCUUUUGUGGUGCUAAUAAGCGCUUACAGAAAAGCACAGAGCAGAUCAAGAUCCUCCUUUUUGAUUUUCCUAUGUGGCUUGGUUGUGACAGAUUUUUUAGGUCUUGCUACAACUGCAUCUAUUGUUGUGACUUAUCAUCAUUUGGAUUUCAAGUGGGAUGAAGUUGAUCCUCAGUGCCACCUUUGCCGGUUUUUGGGAUUUUCAAUGGUGUUCUUUGGACUCAGCCCUCUGUUGCUUGGGGCAACCAUGGCAGUAGAACGAUUUUUUGGAAUAAACAAGCCAUUUUUACGUUCUACCAAUUCUUCAAAACGACGUGCUUGGUGUACUGUGUUUAUAAUAUGGCUGUUUUCCUUUUGUGUUGCAUUGCUUCCCAUUUGUGGACUUGGACAUUAUACACACCAAUGGCCUAAUUCCUGGUGCUUCUUUAACAUGACAAACAGCCCAGGCGAUGUUGGAUUUUCAAUAUUGUUCUGUAGUGUGGGAUUGUUAUCUCUGGCGGUGUCUGUUUUCCUGAAUACAGUCAGCGUGGUUACACUGUUCAAAGUUUGCUUCAAUCGAUUAAGUGUUGAAAGGAGCAGAGACCAUGAAGUGGAGAUGAUGGUACAACUGUUGGGUAUAAUGGUUAUUGCAACAGUCUGCUGGACGCCAUUGUUAGUACUUAUCCUCAAGAAAGCUUUUACAGAUACACCAAAUGGCAUAACCCUGAAACAAAUUCUAGUUAUUUGCAUUCGAAUUGCCACAUGGAACCAGAUCCUUGAUCCUUGGGUUUAUAUAUUAUUCAGAAGAUCAGUUUUGAGGCGAUUCAACCCAAGUCUUCGAGCAAGGCCUUCAAUUUCAUCAUUAUAUCCGACUAUAAACGCAUCGUAUAGUCGACGAUUUACACAAGUAUCAAUGGCAACCACAUAAUCUGUUAUUGCAGCUGAAUUCAGCAGGGGUGCCACCAACCUAGACUGACUUGUACUUAACUGUGAAGGUGUAUUUUAGAUUACAUUAAAGCAUGCUUAUCUAAAUAUUCGUCAAUCAUAACAUGGCUUGGUACCCUGAACUUGACUUUCAGAAUUAUGCACGUUAAAUGAUUUUUACGUCAGCCUAUAUUUUUUAUAUAAAUGCAUUCCCUUAAAAUCUGGUGUACUGUAACGUAUAUACAAGGCUAUAGUGAAUCGGCUUGCAAUGCAACCAAGAUUCCAUUGUUUCCAUUUAUACCAGCUGAAGUUCAAUUGGCUACUGAUAAUUUCUUAAAUAUGCUGGUUUAAAAUAAAAUAUAUUUCAAGGGUUUUGAGACAUAAAAAUAAACUUAUUGAACUACC
Molecule: messenger RNA, 1809 nt
Organism: Rhincodon typus (whale shark)
Lineage: Eukaryota; Metazoa; Chordata; Chondrichthyes; Orectolobiformes; Rhincodontidae
Gene: tbxa2r
Product: thromboxane A2 receptor
Exons: 3
Coding region: 281-1408 (375 amino acids)
Biological process (GO): positive regulation of blood pressure; positive regulation of vasoconstriction; adenylate cyclase-activating G protein-coupled receptor signaling pathway
Cellular component (GO): plasma membrane
Molecular function (GO): thromboxane A2 receptor activity
Source: RefSeq, a predicted model, not a curated record